This is a messenger RNA of Cygnus atratus (black swan), 889 nucleotides long. It is a transcript of the gene TMED4, whose product is annotated as transmembrane p24 trafficking protein 4. The record is from RefSeq and is a predicted model, not a curated record. The transcript is spliced from 5 exons. The coding region runs from base 48 to 713 and encodes 221 amino acids. Gene Ontology annotation, cellular component: COPII-coated ER to Golgi transport vesicle; endoplasmic reticulum; endoplasmic reticulum-Golgi intermediate compartment. Gene Ontology annotation, biological process: positive regulation of canonical NF-kappaB signal transduction; intracellular protein transport; endoplasmic reticulum to Golgi vesicle-mediated transport. NCBI's taxonomy places the organism in Eukaryota, Metazoa, Chordata, Aves, Anseriformes, Anatidae.
GUGCGCGGUGGGGGGGGGGGAGACCCCGGGGAGGGCCGGGGCGGGUCAUGGCGGGCGGCGGGGGGCUGCGGGCGGCGGUGGCCGCCCUGGUGCUGGCGGCGUGGGGCGCCCACGGGCUCUACUUCCACAUCGGCGAGACCGAGAAGCGCUGCUUCAUCGAGGAGAUCCCGGACGAGACCAUGGUCAUCGGGAACUACCGCACGCAGCUGUGGGACAAGCAGUCCGAGGCCUUCCUGCCCUCCACGCCGGGGCUGGGCAUGCACGUGGAGGUGAAGGACCCCGACGGCAAGGUGGUGUUGUCGCGGCAGUACGGCUCCGAGGGCCGCUUCACCUUCACCUCGCACACGCCGGGCGAGCACCAGAUCUGCCUGCACUCCAACUCCACCCGCAUGGCGCUCUUCGCCGGCGGCAAGCUGCGGGUGCACCUGGACAUCCAGGUGGGCGAGCACACCAACAACUACCCCGAGAUCGCCGCCAAGGACAAGCUGACGGAGCUGCAGCUCCGCGCCCGGCAGCUCCUCGACCAGGUGGAGCAGAUCCAGAAGGAGCAGAACUACCAGAGGUACCGCGAGGAGCGGUUCCGCAUGACGAGCGAGAGCACCAACCAGCGCGUGCUGUGGUGGUCCAUCGCCCAGACCGGCAUCCUCAUCCUCACCGGCAUCUGGCAGAUGCGGCACCUCAAGAGCUUCUUCGAGGCCAAGAAGCUGGUGUAGCCACCCCAAAGCCCUGGGGGGGCCACCCCAAACCCCGGGGGUUUCCCCCAAACCCAGGGAGACACGGCCCUACAAGCCCCCGCGGAACGCCAGGGGGCUGGAGGGGGCUGGGGGCGCGCUGCCCGCACCCGGUGCGGGGGUUUUUUGGGAUCAAUAAAGGCUGUGGGGUCCCUGGG